Molecule: messenger RNA, 1435 nt
Organism: Colias croceus (clouded yellow)
Lineage: Eukaryota; Metazoa; Arthropoda; Insecta; Lepidoptera; Pieridae
Gene: ICA69
Product: islet cell autoantigen 1
Exons: 4
Coding region: 100-1344 (414 amino acids)
Biological process (GO): regulation of transport
Cellular component (GO): Golgi apparatus
Molecular function (GO): protein domain specific binding
Source: RefSeq, a predicted model, not a curated record
UUUUGAUCGCAGAACAUUUACAUGAAAACUAUAAUUAAUGUACAAAUGAAAAAGAAUCGAACGUUCUCCUGAUAAUUUUUCUUAAAUUGUGUUAUAAAUAUGAUGCAACAUCAAUACUGGGUGACUAAAAAGACUGUUUUAAAGAAACUAGGGACUAAAGAGGAUGAAUGUAUAAUAGCGUCCGAUGCCGAACUUGAUGCAAAGUUAGAAUUAUUUCAGUCCAUUUCAGAGAGUUGUUUACAAUUGCAACGAGUUUUAGAUCAGUAUCAAGAACGUCUAUGCGUGCUUGCGCAAGAAGAAAAUUCUUUGGGAAAGUUUCUGCGAGAUGCGGGCAAAAACAACGAUGCAGCUGGGAAACACAUGGUGACGGCUGGUAAAGCGAUUUCCUAUGCUGGACAACAGCGAGUCUCCAUAAGAAGUCCUAUAUUGCGACUGCAUCAUGAAGUGGAAACGUUUAGAUGUAGAGCUGUGAAAGAUAUGCGUGCAACAGUGUCGGCGAUGGAAAAAGCACGUAUCGAGUAUAGAGCCGCGUUGAGUUGGAUGAAAUCAACCAGCGCACAGCUCGAUCCUGAUACUGGUCGCGGUCUUGAUAAUUUUCGCAAAGCACAGCGACAAGUGAGAGAAAGCAAGAAGGUUUUUGAUAAAUUGACCCUAGAUGUUUUACAGAAGAUUGAUCUGCUAGCUGCAGCUCGUUGCAAUAUGUUCUCCCAUGUUUUAUCGAACUACCAAAACUCGUUUUUGGGUUUCUCAGCAAAAGUGGCACAAACUCUGGCCGCUACCAUUGAGAGUAUGAAUUCUACACCACAAUAUGAAUUUUGCAUUUUGAAGAGCUUGUCUGAAAAUGAUAUUGAAGAGGAAAGCCUUGCGCAGGACAAGGAUCAAUUGCUGUUCUUUCAGGAUGAAUAUAAAGAUGACGGUCCGACAACGAAAAAAACUGAUGAUCAAACUGAAAAACAAAACACUGAAAACGAGACAUCAGCUACACAAGAAGAGCCAUCUACCUCUGGAACCCUUAUUAGUACUGAUGAAGAUAAGAGUGCAAACAUUAGUGAGGAUUUGGCUGGUUUGCAGCUAGGUGGUGGGGAUAUGCCCGCUAAUUAUGCUUUUAUGCCAUCUCAACUUUUGCAGGACUUCACUGGAAACUUCAUGGAGAGUCCAUUACAACCACAUAGCAUACAAAACGAGGAGCCUUCCCAGGCUUCCCAAACACAAGCAAGUAAACCACUACCAGCGCCAAAGAAAGAUGACAAAGCUGCUUGGUUCAAAUUAUUUGCCGAGCUGGAUCCACUUGCCAACCCUGAUAACAUCCCAGGCUCCAAUCAUAAUCAGAGUCAUGCUGCUUAACUGGUAUGAUACAGAUUAAAAAUAGUGCAGUCAUUGUAACAGAUGUCAUGCUCUUUCUAAUGCCACAGAUAAUAAAUUAGCUAUUACUUAA